This is a messenger RNA of Triticum turgidum subsp. durum (durum wheat), 285 nucleotides long. Lineage: Eukaryota; Viridiplantae; Streptophyta; Magnoliopsida; Poales; Poaceae. The record is from the annotation of a GenBank genome assembly.
AUGGGGCCCCAGCAGGACCGGUCGGCGUCCAAGGCGCUCGCCAACGGCACGGCGGUGGCGCCCGAGAGGAAGGACGGCAAGGUGGUGCACUACAAGGAGUGCCAGCGCAACCACGCCGCCGGCAUCGGCGGCUACGCCGUGGACGGCUGCCGCGAGUUCAUGGCGUCCGCCCCCGCGGGCGCCGAGGCGCUCCUCUGCGCGGCGUGCGGCUGCCACCGCAGCUUCCACAAGCGCGAGGUGGAGGCCGUCGAGUGCGACUGCUCCUCCGACACCUCCGGCCGGUGA